AUGCCCAUUUCAAUGAAAAUCUUUAAAGACAGAAGAUUCCAUGAUGGAAUAAAGGUUCUGAUCCUGCAAAGACUUAUGCAAAUGCUUAAGUUUAUAUUCUGUGAGAAGCCCUGUUGCGAUCAGUGGGACUCCUCUCAGUACAUAGAGGUAAAUAGGAUCAGCGUCAAGUUGGUAGCAUCCAUCGUAUUUAUCAGCUUUGGAGUGGUAGCAGCAUUCUGUUGUGCAAUAGUUGAUGGAGUCUUUGCAGCACGACAUAUAGACCCUAGACCUUUGUACACUAGAAGGUGUCAGUUUUAUUCAAGUGGAAUAGGAUUCUUAUACGAUGCCUACCAGACAGAGGUAACAUGUUACACCUUAAGCAGCAAGUGCCAGCUGAGAGUAAAGAGCAAUACAUGCUAUUGCUGUGACCUGUACAAUUGUGAAAAUUCAGAACAGUCAACCAGCUACUACGAGUUUCUUGGAGUGAACAGCUGUCAGGAUGUGGUUCACUUGUACCGGCUGCUGUGGGCCUCCACAGUCCUGAACAUCGUUGGAUUGUUUCUUGGGAUAGUCACGGCAGCCAUACUUGGAGCCUUUAAAGACAUGCCUGCAAGCCAUUUUCCAGCAUCAUCAUCUACUGAUAUUUCUUUAUCUGAUGAUACUCAGCCUCCAUCUCAGUCAAGCUCGAACUAUGGUCUCCCACCCAAUGCCCCGCCACUAUACACACCAACUUACUUCCUGCCAGAAGAAAAGCCUCCACCGUAUGCACCCUAGAACACAGAAUUACAUUUUAACUGAUUUUUUUUUAAAAGACAUCUUUGGAAACUCUGAGCUGCACAGGCAGCAGACUAUUAAGGAAACUGUUUUGUGUUCUAUGAUUGUUCUACUUUUAACCCCAACUCACUGUGAACUAACCAGAAUACUGGAAACCUAAGGCAGGCGUGUCACCAGAGGAAGGUAUCAGUCACCACACAGUUUGCAUGUAGUCAAUUGGGACAUUGCUGUCUGGCUAACAUGAGCAUGAUUUUCUCUCUUAGCAUAAUACAUAGUGACCUUUUUUUCACUAGAAGAAACAAAGAAAAACACUUAGAAUACUUGGUUCCAUUUUCAUAAACCAGUAUAGAGUGAUACUUCUGAAUUAGAACUCUUAUAGUCUGGUGGAUACAAGUGGGGAGUCUGGAUUGAAGGAAACCAGAUUUUUUUCCCCCUUAUACUAUUCAGUUAAGAGCCCCUUUUUGGUAAAAAUGUUGUUCCAAUAAAUACUGUGUGACAAUUAUUUAACAAUAAAA
Messenger RNA from Chrysemys picta bellii (western painted turtle), 1268 nucleotides. NCBI's taxonomy places the organism in Eukaryota, Metazoa, Chordata, Testudines, Emydidae. The record is from RefSeq and is a predicted model, not a curated record.